Molecule: messenger RNA, 2859 nt
Organism: Limanda limanda (common dab)
Lineage: Eukaryota; Metazoa; Chordata; Actinopteri; Pleuronectiformes; Pleuronectidae
Product: bone morphogenetic protein 1-like
Exons: 20
Biological process (GO): proteolysis
Molecular function (GO): calcium ion binding; metalloendopeptidase activity; zinc ion binding
Source: RefSeq, a predicted model, not a curated record
CAUGCAGUGCUGGACGCUGACUGGGAGUUUGUGGAAACUAAUUUUACGGACCUCAGUGAUGCAAUCGAUUACAAGGAUCCCUGCAAAGCUGCUGCCUUUCUCGGAGACAUUGCCCUGGAUGAAGAGGACCUCCUCAUGUUCAGAGAUGUCCGCAGCCUCCAGACCAACCGAACACACUCAGGUAACAGUUCCACCUCCAACGAGAGCAUCAGGAGUAAAAGAGCGGCAAAGGGAAUCCUCCGUCGCCUGAGGAGAGCGGCCACCUCCAGGGCCGAGCGAGUGUGGCCCGACGGCAUCAUUCCCUAUGCCAUCAGUGGGAACUUUACUGGCAGUCAGCGAGCCAUUUUCCGUCAGGCGAUGCGUCACUGGGAGAAACACACCUGUGUAACCUUCACUGAGAGGACGACCGAGGAGAGCUACAUCGUCUUCACCUACAGGCCGUGUGGGUGCUGCUCCUACGUGGGGAGGAGAGGCAGCGGCCCCCAGGCCAUCUCCAUAGGGAAGAACUGCGAUAAGUUUGGCAUCGUGGUGCACGAGCUCGGCCACGUGAUCGGCUUCUGGCACGAACACACGCGUCCGGACCGUGACGAGCAUGUGAGCAUCAUCAGAGACAACAUCCAGCCAGGACAGGAGUAUAACUUCCUGAAGAUGGAACCGGCCGAGGUCAACUCACUGGGGGAAGUGUACGACUUUGGCAGCAUCAUGCAUUAUGCAAGGAACACAUUUUCCAGAGGAAUCUUCUUAGACACGAUCUUGCCCCGUUACGAUGUCAACGGAGUCAGGCCCCCGAUUGGACAGAGGACCAGGCUCAGCAGAGGGGACAUCGCACAAGCUCGAAAACUCUACAAAUGUGCAAAGUGCGGCGAGAGCCUGCAGGACAGUUCUGGGAACUUCUCCUCUCCUGGUUUCCCCAACGGCUACUCGGCGUACUCUCACUGCGUCUGGAGGAUUUCUGUCACUCCUGGAGAGAAGAUCGUUCUGAACUUCACCUCCAUGGACCUCUUCAGGAGUCACUUGUGUUGGUACGACCACGUGGAGGUCCGAGACGGCUUCUGGGGGAAAGCGCCACUGAAAGGUCGCUUCUGUGGAGACACACUUCCAGAUCCCAUCGUCUCCACUGACAGUCAACUGUGGAUUGAAUUCAGGAGCAGCAGCAGCUGGCUGGGCAAAGGCUUCUCCGCUGUUUAUGAAGCCAUCUGUGGGGGAGAGGUGACGCGGGACAGCGGCCAGAUCCAGUCCCCUAAUUAUCCCGAUGACUACCAGUCCAGUAAAGUGUGCGUGUGGAAAAUCACAGUGGCAGAGGGCUUCAAUGUUGGCCUCUCAUUCCAGUCAUUUGAGACUGAGAGACACGACAGCUGCGCCUACGACUACGUGGAGGUUCGGGACGGCGGCUCGGAGAACAGCCCGCUGCUCGGCCACUUCUGUGGCUACGACAAACCGGACGACAUCAAGAGCAGCUCCGACCAGCUCUGGCUCAAGUUCGUGUCCGACGGGUCGGUCAACAAAGCCGGAUUUGCAGCCAACUUUUUUAAAGAGAUGGACGAGUGCUCCCGACCCGACAACGGUCACUGCGAGCAGCGCUGCCUGAACACGCUGGGCAGCUACAGGUGCGCCUGCGACCCCGGAUAUGAGCUGGCAGACGACAAACACAGCUGUGAGACAGCUGCCUGCGGUGGGUUCAUCACCAUGCUGAACGGCUCGCUCACCACCCCCGGCUGGCCCAAAGAGUACCCCCCCAACAAGAACUGUGUGUGGCAGCUGGUGGCGCCCAUUCAGUACCGCAUCACCCUGGUGUUCAACGUGUUCGAGACCGAAGGGAACGAUGUGUGUAAAUAUGAUUAUGUGGAGGUGCGCAGCGGCUUGAGCUCAGACUCAAAGCUUCAUGGGAAAUUCUGCGGAGCGGAGAAGCCCGAGGUCAUCACCUCCCAACACAACAACAUGAGGAUCGAGUUCAAGUCGGACAACACCGUGUCCAAGAGGGGCUUCAAGGCUCACUUCUUCUCCGAUAUAGACGAGUGCUCAGAUGACAAUGGCGGCUGCCAGCACGAGUGCGUGAACACCUUCGGGAGCUACAGCUGUCAGUGCCGGGGGGGCUUCAUGCUGCACGAUAACAAGCACGACUGCAAGGAAGCCGGUUGUGAUCAUGUUGUGAACAGUGCGUCGGGAAUCAUCAGCAGCCCCAACUGGCCGGACAGAUAUCCCAGCAAGAAGGCGUGCACCUGGUCUCUGUCCACAACCCCGGGCCACCGCAUCAAACUCGUUUUCAACGAGCUCGAGAUGGAGGCCCAUCUGGAGUGCGCCUACGACCAUCUGGAGAUCUUCGACGGGCGAGACACCCGCGCCCCGAGUCUCGGACGCUUCUGCGGCACCAAGAAACCUUCUCCGGUCGUCUCCAGUGGCAACAAACUGUUUCUGCGGUUUGCCUCAGACAACUCGGUGCAGAAAAGAGGCUUCGAGGUUUCGUACAGAGCAGGAUGUGGAGGGAGCCUGAAAGCCGAGGUCAAGACCAAAGAUCUGUUCUCUCAUGCACAGUUUGGAGAUAACAACUACCCCGGUGGCUCCGACUGCCUGUGGGUGGUCACUGCCGAGAAGGGCUACGGAGUGGAGAUCAUCUUCCGAGUGUUUGAGAUCGAGGAGGAGGCCGAGUGCGGGUACGACUACCUGGAGCUGUACGACGGCGCCGACAUCAAGUCUCCGAGGCUGGGACGCUACUGCGGAUCUGGGGCUCCAGAAGAGGUCUAUUCGGCUGGAGACGCCAUCAUUUUAAAGUUUCACUCGGACGACAGCAUCAACAAAAAGGGCUUUCACGUGCGCUACACAAGCACCAAGUUCCAGGACACGUUACACGCAAGCAAGUGA